GCUCCUUGUCCAGUGGGGAAAGAACUAGGUGCCGGAGACGCGCAUGCGCGCGCCAGCCAGCUUCAGCAACGCGGUUCCAAACCUGCCGGGGAAGAGCUCAAGGACGGAGCAUGCGCUCCGACGGCCCCUCGGCCUAAGAAAGGAGCUGUGCGCAGGCGCGGGGCGAGACUGGCGGGAACGCAGGCGGAUUUUUCGACGUUGGUCCGAGGAAGUAGCAGGCGGUGUGGACGACGGUUGUCUGGCCGCCCGGGAGGGUUGGUCCUUCGAGGAGAGUCCAUCGUCAGAUAAGUCUACUAAAGUCAACACAAUAAUUAUGUUCAGCAUUGCUGGCGGUAUCCUGGUGGCCAUGCUUGUGCUGAUGGCUGUUGUCAUCUGUCUUUACUACAAAGUAGCCAACGCAUUGAAAUGUUCAAAGGCACCUCUUUGUUUGGCCUUAAAAAAUUCACCCCUGGACAAGGUCGCGGCCGCAGCCAUCACUGCUGGGUCUUAUCCCAACCUCCAAUGCUGUGACGAAUGUAGCUUGUAUGCCGACUUUGAUUCCCUGCCACCAUGCUUCUGUGACGUAAACGAGGGACUCUGACUUGAGUGGGCACAAAAAUCUUCAUGCGCAGUCUUUCUUUCUUAGUAGAAUGUUUUAUUAUUCAAGUCAAGUUUUAUAAUGUUUACAUUAUGUAUUAUGUAACAUAUUUAUGUACUUUUGAAUAAAUGCAAUAUUGAAAAUAA
Leopardus geoffroyi (Geoffroy's cat) is the source of this 723-nucleotide messenger RNA. Its product is annotated as protein FAM24A-like. Lineage: Eukaryota; Metazoa; Chordata; Mammalia; Carnivora; Felidae. The record is from RefSeq and is a predicted model, not a curated record. Bases 44 to 580 code for a protein of 178 amino acids. The transcript is spliced from 3 exons.